Purpureocillium takamizusanense is the source of this 907-nucleotide messenger RNA. RefSeq lists its product as uncharacterized. The record is from RefSeq and is a predicted model, not a curated record. NCBI's taxonomy places the organism in Eukaryota, Fungi, Ascomycota, Sordariomycetes, Hypocreales, Ophiocordycipitaceae. The transcript is spliced from 6 exons. The coding region runs from base 39 to 770 and encodes 243 amino acids.
CGAUAUCAUCACGACUAAGAACAUACUUUGACGCCAUCAUGUACACUCCACUGUUCGCUGUUGCUAUGGCCAUGGCUACCGCUGUAGCUGGCAAAGCGAACCUGCCACCGAACUCGAGCCAGGCCGGCCUACAGCAUUUCAUCAACACUUAUCGUAGCGAGGGCAAGGGUGACGUCCUUUGCCGCACUGAGGUGCACAAUGAUGACAAGAAUGAUCGUGUUAUUUGCCGUUUGGCGGAGCCCAAGUCUGAUUGGCUUGACUGGGUGAGUGAUAACGGCUAUACCACACUAGCAGACGCCUGCGGAAACCCCAAGGACGGUUGCAAUACAUGCCAGCAACGCGAAGAGAACAAGAUUACCUGCUAUAAGAAGAAGUCUGCGGGCGGCCAGGCUGCCAAAGCCAAGUGCCCUGCCGUCCCGAAAUCGGCUCAGAAGCCGGGCGACGCGUGGAAGAACUGCAAGGAGUGGGCGACCUGCAAGGGCGAGGUAGACCGCAACUCGGUGUUAUGCUAUGUGGCCAUGGAGCGCUGCCAGGGAAACAACGGCGACCUGGAUGGCUGCAUCAAGAAGCAGAUCGAACAGGUCGACUGCAAGAUCGGCAGCUCGGUUCGCAACCCGGGCGACGCGUGGCAGACCUGCCAGAAGUGGGCGGCUUGCCGAAUGGAGCCAGAGCAAGACAUUCCAUGCUAUGCGGCGAUGGAGCAGUGCCAUGGAACGAACCCAGACAACAUGGCUGGCUGCGUCGAAGGAAAGCUCAAGGGCCAGAACUAGAUGCAAACUUGAGCGCUUCUUCGCCUCGAGGCGGCCGCUGUUGGUAGGGCCACGGGGUAACACUCCUCUAAGAUUGAGCUCAUGGGUAUGGUACUUUACGAAUUGAUAUGCGAGAUGCCCAUGCUCAUUUCAUAGCA